CCGGCUAUGAUGAUUGGUUGUUUUGCUUGUUGUUGAACUGAUUUGCACCGGAUGUAAAACCACGUUGCGUUCAUGCGAAAGAUCUACUCAUUUUUACCUCUGGUCUACCUCUCUUGAGACAAUGUCUGAACGUGGCAGCUUGGGCCGAGAACCGGCUGGACUGGAUGGUCUGCCACCACUUUUCAGUAUUGCAAAGGGAGAGGUUGUGUCUGUGCAGACUUACGGAGCCUUUGUUCGACUGCCAGGAUACAAAAAAGAGGGUUUGGUACAUGUGAGUGAGAUGUCCGCCUCCAGAGUUGAGAAUGCCUCAGAGAUUGUGGAUGUUGGGGAAAAGGUGUGGAUUAAAGUAAUUGGGCGAGAGAUUCAGGGUGAAAAGGUGAAGCUGUCCUUCUCAAUGAAGUCCGUCAAUCAGGGAACAGGACAAGACCUGGACCCCAACAAUGUUAUGGCGGAGCAGGAUGCGAGGCGACGAAGGAUGUUUAAAGAUGAAACCCGUAACAAGAUCACGCUGGAGGCUGUGCUCAACACAACAUGUUCAAAGUGCGGUUGCAGGGGUCACUUCACAAAAGAUUGCUUCUCCACUCCGGGCUCGCAGUAUGCUCUUUUACCUGAAGAGGACAGUGAAGAGCCACAGCAGCAGACGUCCACAUUACAGCAAGACUCAGACAAAAAGAAGAAAAAGAAGGAAAAGAAAAUAAAGAAGAAGAAGAAGAGGGAGAGAAAGGAGUCAGAGAGUGACAGCAGCAGCAGCAAUGAAUGUAAAUCCAAGAAGAGGCGUCAUGACAACACUAGAGAAGAAAAGAAGAAGAAACACAGAAAACAUAAAUCACACAAACACAGCUGACACAGCUGGACAAGCAUUCACAUGCACACACAGCAGUCAGACACACACAGGGGAGGUGGGUAACAGCAACAGUGUCAGACUUCCAGUUAAACCAUCAUUUAAAUAUAAAAGUUUACUCUCUUCCUGGAGUUAUUGGAGCCAUUUCCUCUACAACCCCAAAAGAAGAUGUUUAAAAAAAAGUAAUCAUGUGACUUUCCCCAUUUGUCCUGAAGUAACCUCUGGUUCUCUCACAGAGAGAGUAGUUUACACAUCUUGUGUAAUCAAAUAUGUGUAAGCAAUAUGGCAACCCGCUUUUUGAAAUCCAGAUAUUGUUUGCAGCUAUUCGCUUUCUGAUGCUCUGGGAGAUCCAUUAGGCAGACUUGAUGGGCUUAAAGCAGACACACACUCCCCCCCACACAAAUAAAAUAAAGACACAAACAGGAAAUGUAAUGGAGGACAAAGUGAGCGUAACAGGAAGCCUGUAUUGAAGAAACAUCCUGAGGUUGUGCACCAUUUAUCGUUCUUUUAUGUGAACAUGUCAUUGUACAUGUGUGUAUUUGUGGCUUACCUCCACAGGGACACCAUACAGUGAACACGCCCCUCAUCCUUCAUGUCAGCUGUUAACUCCAUUAAAUCUGUUUUUAAUCUGUUAGGCUAACAAAACGCCUCUUGCUUCUUUGUUCAAGGACCUUGAAGUCACAAUGCUGUUGUUGUUAAAGUGAGUCCUUCAAGGACCAGAACACACAGAGUUCCAGCAUGAGGUCAUAUUAAGUUAAUGUUUUCAUUUUGGUGGACUAGAUGAGUUUUACAAAGCAAAUAAUCCCAUUACAUAGUCCCAUUACAUUAAAAACCGUAAGAAAAAUUAAGCCUGGUCAGUUUACGACUAGACAAACUAGUGUCAGAGAAUUAAAGUAGUCUUUGUCUGCUACACUGACCCAGUUUCAAGUUUGUGUGAGAUUGUUGACUUGAUUAUUUCCAGAUGCAGCAUGAACCAACUCCACUGCAGGCCACAGGCAGGAAUUUCUGCAUCCAAAAUAUUCAUUUCUCUUUACAACCCUCCUGCUCUAGUUUGCACCAGGUAAAUGUAUAACAGUUUGACCCCAAAGCUUACACUACCAGAAUUUUAACCUUUCAUUUGUGACAAUUUUAAUAUGGCUUAAGCAACAAGUCAGCAGAUGUUUUGUUUUUUUUAAUAGUGGAAGUUGUAUCUGUUUACCAAGAAUCACUUUUUUCAAGUUGACAUUAGGCCGAUUUGAAGUCUUUUUCCUGUGCAGUCAUGCUUCUACUUUGAGAUAAUUAACUGAUCUUGUAAAUCCUUGUAAAUUAUAUUAAAUGAUUUUGGAAAAACACCACAAGGUCUGUAAACGGUUCAAGUCGAACGUAUUUUAAUAUGUAUUCAAAGAAGGGAACUAAAUUAUAAUAUCAUGCCAUAAACUUUAAUGUUUGAUUAAGCUGAAAGUGCUUUUCAUCCAGCUUGUCUGUUAAAUCUGAGACAUGAAUGUCGGUGCUGAACUGGUUACCAGACAAAUAAAUAAUAGUGAUGUUAGACACCAAGUUAAGAUGAGUUGUGUUAAACUACUCUCAUGUCAAAAUCUACUUUGUUGCUU
Molecule: messenger RNA, 2430 nt
Organism: Melanotaenia boesemani (Boeseman's rainbowfish)
Lineage: Eukaryota; Metazoa; Chordata; Actinopteri; Atheriniformes; Melanotaeniidae
Gene: zcchc17
Product: zinc finger, CCHC domain containing 17
Exons: 7
Coding region: 122-844 (240 amino acids)
Biological process (GO): RNA stabilization
Molecular function (GO): zinc ion binding; RNA binding
Source: RefSeq, a predicted model, not a curated record